AUGGUUCAGGGCCAUACUUUCGAAAUACUAAAAAGAAAUUCAUGUGAAGGAAGUUGUAAAGAUACAGCAAAUGUAUUAGGAACGUGUUUUCCAGACUAUCCUAAUAUUGAUGGUCGAGCUGUUGUCGAAUGUGUGUGUAAUCUAGAUGACAAUUUCUUUUCUCAAUACAACGAUUGUCUUCACAAUUGUGAGGAAUAUAACAAUAUACUAGGAGUUCAAUUUGAUGAUCCUCAGGACUUGAAAAACUACUAUUGUGAUAUAGUUAAUCGGCAUUCGUCAGAUCCUAUUACUCUGAAAGCUGAUGAUGAUGGUGAAGAUGCUGUUUUACGAAGUGACCAAACUAGUUCCGAAAUGUACUCAAACGAUCAUCAAACUAGUUCAUUGGAACCGACUAGCUCACUGGAGCCUACUAGUUCAUUGGAACCUACUAGUUCAUUGGAACCUACUAGUUCAUUAGAACUAAAUAGUUCACUGAAACUAACUAGCUCACUGAAAAAUAUUAAUUCAAAGGUAAUAACCACUGCAAGCAAACAUUCCAGUUCCAUGAUGCAAACCGAAUCUGAAACUCAACUAGAAAAUAUAACUACUAUGCAGAACUUUGCUACAGUUAUGCAUGUUUCAUUGAUAUCUUUAUUGGGAAUUAUAUUAUUAUAG
Molecule: messenger RNA, 654 nt
Organism: Spathaspora passalidarum NRRL Y-27907
Lineage: Eukaryota; Fungi; Ascomycota; Pichiomycetes; Serinales; Debaryomycetaceae
Exons: 1
Coding region: 1-654 (217 amino acids)
Source: RefSeq, a predicted model, not a curated record